Messenger RNA from Schistosoma guineensis, 321 nucleotides. The record is from the annotation of a GenBank genome assembly. Lineage: Eukaryota; Metazoa; Platyhelminthes; Trematoda; Strigeidida; Schistosomatidae.
AUGGAUGAAGCAGUAGUUCUUAAAAAUAACCCUGUUAACCGUUCAGUACUUUUGGAUUCACACCACACAUCCCUUAACAAUUCUAGUUGUUCGACACCAAUUAUUCUUAGUAACGAAGCUGCCAUUACUAAACAUUGGACAUCUAGUUAUCCUGAUCGCUGGAAGUCUGUAGACGAUCCUGGCCCACUAGGGCGUCUUGUGGUUCUUAAUCUCAAUGAAACGGAUAGUAGUAACAAAAAUGAAUAUUUAUUUGAUGGAACAGCCGAAAAUUUUGCGGUUGGCUCUUUACACACUGAACAACGAACCUGUUCUGUCAUGUAG